UUUUAUGUCGCUCGUUUAUGUCAUUUGCAUCGUAGAAUCAUAAAAAAUGGAGUUACAUUCGUGUGAACGAUGGAAAAUACCUUGACAUGAGUACCGAAUCGUUAUGGAUUAAAUAUCAAAUGCGAGCGCACACGCUAAUCUAAUAUUUAAAAAUUAAAAAAAUAAUGGCUCAUGUGAGUCAGAGUCCAGGAAUCGGGAAGACCGUGGAUUUUUUAACAAGAUUUCACAAUAUCUCGAAUAAACUGAAAAAACGAUUUCUGAGGAAACCGAAUGUCGCAGAGGCAUGCGAUCAAUUCAGUGUCUUAGCUACUGAAUGUGAACAGAAGGAAUUGUGGCAAUAUGCAGGUUUAUGUUGGUUGGCAGCCGCUAGAUGCCAAGGCACAUUAGAAAAUGCCUCCUCUGAAAUAAAUCUUUUAGUAAAAGCUGGAAGGCAAUUUCUUACAGCUGAAAAGAAAGAUAAUGAUAUAGGAUGUCCUUCUAUAGGCCAAGAAAACAUACAGGCUGCUGUAAGUUGUUUUGGUCAUUCUAUGGCUAGAUGCAGCAAUCAAGUGGGAUUCAACACAAUCUCUGCAGGUCUAUCAGUAGAGUUAGCAUUAGCGUUGGGCCCAGGUCCUGCUGGUAUCCAACAGCUACGCAAAGCAAUUGAUAUCUUUCCUACAUCGAAAGCUAUCAAUACCUUAGUGUCUUUUCACAUAAGCCAGGGAGAUUACGUAGCUGCCCUACAGAUUCUCAAUGAAUUUAUAUAUUUAAUAUGUAUAUGAUAAGAAAUAUGUAUGUAUAUUUAUAUAAUGAAAUUAAUGAUUAGAUGCGAAGUUACGCGAGUACUUCUGCUACUUAUUCUUCAACCAUCACCCCAGAGACUAACACCGUCUCUCGCCCAAGUCCUCGAAAAGUACGCAUGGGCAGAAGAAAAUGUGAACAAUGAUCUCAACAUGAGCGAGGAUGAAUUAUUAUUGUUGCAAUCCCUAGUGUUAGCAUGCCAAUCUCAUGAUCAUCAAGCAGUGCUGGAGCUCGAGAGCGAACUGCAUCCUUAUUUUGAUACAGAGCAAAAGGAACUGUUACAUAAAUUGAUACAAGUAUUAUCGACGCAAUAAAUAUACCAUAAUACUCCAAA
Messenger RNA from Pogonomyrmex barbatus (red harvester ant), 1114 nucleotides. Its product is annotated as 40-kDa huntingtin-associated protein. NCBI's taxonomy places the organism in Eukaryota, Metazoa, Arthropoda, Insecta, Hymenoptera, Formicidae. Gene Ontology annotation, molecular function: protein binding. The record is from RefSeq and is a predicted model, not a curated record. Gene Ontology annotation, biological process: vesicle cytoskeletal trafficking. Gene Ontology annotation, cellular component: early endosome.